Molecule: messenger RNA, 3855 nt
Organism: Alosa sapidissima (American shad)
Lineage: Eukaryota; Metazoa; Chordata; Actinopteri; Clupeiformes; Clupeidae
Gene: brf1b
Product: BRF1 RNA polymerase III transcription initiation factor subunit b
Exons: 19
Coding region: 352-2505 (717 amino acids)
Biological process (GO): transcription by RNA polymerase III; DNA-templated transcription initiation; transcription preinitiation complex assembly
Cellular component (GO): nucleus; transcription preinitiation complex; transcription factor TFIIIB complex
Molecular function (GO): RNA polymerase III type 3 promoter sequence-specific DNA binding; TBP-class protein binding; RNA polymerase III general transcription initiation factor activity
Source: RefSeq, a predicted model, not a curated record
UUUAAGUUCGGGCUGAAGAAGUUGCAUUACUACCAUGUAAUGAUAUGGUUCUUAACUUAACCGGUGAAGUUAGCUAACGUUAGCAGGUAUUAAAACACCCCCGUCCUGCCUAGCUAGUAAAUAGUCAUUAAUGGGGGAUCCUACAGCAUGAGUUUUAUUCCACAAUGUGUUUUGGUUUUUAUACCGUUUUUCUUGCAUGCACGAAUGAGGAACUUACAACUUGGAAGUCACAUAUGAGCUAGCUUUCAACUGCUCUUACAUUGGAAUAACAAUAAAAGCUAACUGUUAGCUAACUAUGCAGUUGGUCAUGUAAACGCGAGUCAGAUUUUAUUUGGUACUCCUACCGACAUCAUGAGUUCGCGGGUGUGCAAGACUUGUGGGUGCUCGGACAUCGAUGUUGACCAAGCCCGCGGCAGCGCUGUGUGCAUGAGCUGCGGCUCUGUGCUGGAGGACAACAUCAUCGUGUCUGAGGUCCAGUUCGUGGAAAACAGCGGUGGCGGUUCGUCAGCUGUCGGGCAGUUCGUCUCAGCUGAUGGCCCAGCGAAGGCCCCUGUCCUUGGGAGUGGCUUCCAUACCAGUCUGGGAAAGGAGUCCCGCGCUCAGACGCUGCAGAAUGGGAAACGGCAGAUCCACAACCUGGGCAGCCAGCUGCAGCUGAACCAGCACUGCCUGGACACGGCAUUCAACUUCUUCAAGAUGGUGGUCAGCAAGCACUUGACGCGUGGACGCAAAAUGACCCACGUAAUCGCCGCCUGCCUGUACCUGGUGUGCCGCACGGAGGGCACCCCCCACAUGCUCCUGGACCUGAGUGACCUCCUCCAGGUGAAUGUGUAUAUCUUGGGGAAGACCUUCCUGCUGUUGGCAAGAGAGCUGUGCAUCAACGCUCCUGCUGUUGACCCUUGUCUGUAUAUCCCCCGCUUCGCCCACAUGCUGGAGUUCAGAGAGAAGACACACGAGGUUUCCAUGACAGCGCUGCGGUUACUUCAGAGAAUGAAGCGGGAUUGGAUGCACACAGGACGCAGGCCGUCUGGGUUGUGUGGUGCAGCCCUGCUGGUUGCCGCUCGCAUGCAUGAUUUCCGGCGCACGGUGAAAGAGGUCAUCUCCGUGGUGAAGGUGUGCGAGGCCACGCUGAGGAAGAGACUGACGGAGUUUGAGGACACCCCCACUAGUCAGCUGACCAUCGAUGAGUUCAUGCGGGUGGAUUUGGAGCAAGAGUGUGACCCCCCGUCCUUCACAGCUGGCCAGAGGAAGACCCGACUGCAGCAGCUCGAGCAUGAGCUGGCUCAGAAACUCGACGAAUAUCAAGGGGAGAUCAGCUCGUACCGCGAUGAGAUUGAGACGGAGCUGGAGAACAGCAGGCCCAAGCCUCGAGGGAUUUAUGCCGCAUACGCCAAGCAAGCUACUCCAAGUGCAGAGCCGGAGAGCGACCGUCUCUCUUUAUCCCUGAGCUUGGUGGGAGGCGAGGAGGAGGAGGAGGACGAGGAGCUGGAGGCCGCCGCGGAGCACCUGGGCCAGGAGAUCAUCAGCCAGGUGCUGCCGGAGCUGAAGGGGGGCUCCCGGGGUGCCAGUCCGCAGGGGCAGGAAGAGGAUGGGGGCGGUGGGGGUGGAGGAAGCAUGGGAGGAGGUGGUGGAGGUGGAGAAGCCCCCAGGAGGAUAAACCUGCCCCUCAUGUCUUUCCUCGGGCCACUGCCCUCGGCCGCCAGCCUGGGCCUCAAGGACUCCAUCAGGGAGUGCAUCACCAAUGCGGAGCAAGAUGAGAAGUCGGAGAGUGGAGAACUUGACCUGGAUGGCAUCGAUGAGGAGGAGAUUGAGAAGUACAUCCUGAGCGAGAGGGAAGUGACGGUGAAAACGGAGCUGUGGAUGAAACAGAACGAGGAAUACCUGCAAGAGCAGAAAGAAAAAGAGGAAAGAAUCGCCAAGGAGAAAGAACUGGGAAUUUAUAAAGAGAAACCCAAGAAAUCGUCCAAGAAACGCGAGCCAAUCCGGGCCAACACGGCCGAGGAGGCCAUCGAGAAGAUGCUGGAGAGGAAGAAGAUCUCCAGCAAGAUCAACUACGACGUCCUGCGCGACCUCAACAGCAAGGGCAGCUGCGGCAGCAGCCCUUCCCACGCUUCCGAGGACGCCGCCUCCACCACCGGCCCCGGGCGCAAGAGGCUGACGCGACGCAAGAAGCAGCCCAGCAAGAGCAACCUCGGCCUGGCCAAACCCGCCAGCCUCAUGGGCAAAAGACUCCGGCCGCUAAUCGCCUCAUCGUCCAAAAAGAAGCGAACUCUUGAGACGGUCACCAGUCCUCUGCCAUCACCACCGGCGGCCACCUUGCAGGAGACGCACAUUCCGACCCUGCCCUCACCCCCGCAGGUCCUGGAGAGCGGACCCGUGGCGCCCGAUGAGCCGGACGAGGAAGAGGAGGAUGAGGAGGAAGCAGAGGAGCCCUGCGUGAGCGCAAUCCAGCUGAUGGGAGGGGGCGAGUAUGGCUGUGAUGCUGAAGAAGAGGAGGUCUUUUAGCCUCUGUUUUCAUAUUAUACUUUAAUGACAUAAGCUUUUUCUUUAAAAAAAAAAAAAAAACUGUUGCAGUUGUCCUACUGCUAUUAGUUGAGCCUUGUGCUCCACCUCUCUCACUGUACGGCAAAGACAGGGCAUAUGUCCAGACCACUGUCCAUGCCUUUUCUUUCAUGAGAUGGCUCCAUCUACAAAACCUAGUCCACCACAACAGUGAGCAAAAGCAUGGCCAGCUGUGAAGCUAGAUUAGUGGUUGACCUUUCUAAAAGUUAAAAGGUUAGCAGCUUCAAUCAGAUUUGUCGAGAUGAGGGGAAAAGGGCAGUGAGGUACAUAUAGAGUUGUUGAAUUCAAUGAAACAGUGGAAAGAAUCUCCAAUCAGGUUUAGUCCAAGUGCAGGGUGCAGAUAGGCUAGCAAUGUAUUCACAUUUGUUUGAGUUUGUAUGUGACUGAUUCUAGCUUAGCUUAGCUUAGCAACUACCUCCCAGUGUAGGAGGCUGAGAAGACAGUUGCUGAGAAAGCUUCAUUCAUAAAACCUAGCACACCAUAGCAAAGAUAGCCCUGUCCACAGAACUCCACUGUAGUGCCACCUGACACAUCCUGUUCUCUCACUUAACUUCCCGAUUAUCCCGAUUAGCAGCUACCUUCGCCUAACCAAACACACAAACACAUGAACUCCGUCCAACUGGGUCUGCAGAUGGUGGACCAUCACAGACACGAUCAAUCAAUCUAUGAAGACAGCUGAUCACAGUCACAGUUUCCCACAGUUACAGUCAUCUAAGGGAAACUGGGAGAAGGAUACGCUGUUUAGUCCCAGUGUAAAACUAAAGAUUGUUAUUACUGUGAAACUAAUGCAAGCAGAAGGCCUUGAUCCCUAUGGAAAAAGUGCAGGCACUUAAGGCUGGCCUGCAUGCAGUGCAUUUCUGUAAUUCUUCACCACAGAUUCAGGAUUGUUGAAACCAUGAGCUGAUUUAUUUUAUCUUUUAUCUCCUUUUUACUUUUUUACCCUGUAAAUAUUUUGUAGACAAUGGCGCUGUACUUAAAACAAAAUAUGAAUGUGUUUACCAGCUGUAAAUAUCACAGAAUGUUAAUGAAGUUGUGUUUAAAACAGCAUAGAUCUUGUAAUAAGGCUAAUCACACUCAUUCCACAAAAAAGAGAAAUAUUUGUACUUUUUAUUUAUGAGUUUGUGUCAUAUUUUAGUAUUAUUGUUUGUAUGUUUUCUACUGAACAAUUUAAUGUUUUGUAGCUAUGUAAUAAAGAAACCAAUGGAUGAAUUGUGUGGUUAGGAGGACCACUGCACUGGUCACCAUCCUGAACACGAGGCAUUCCACACGUGUAAAUAAACGGGCUUUUCUAAA